AAAAGUCAAAUUCUUGGAUGUCAAAAUGUAUACUUUGAUCACAUUUGAUUUUUCUAUAAAUACUUUAGUCCUAAAACAAGCAUAAUUCAUCACAUUCCCAUAUGUUUUUAUAUUUUCCAAUUUUAUCGCAAGCGAAGUACUUGCUUUUCUAGAGUUUAAUUUGUCAUGACGCUGGAGGAUCCCUUUUUUGUUGUUAAAGAUGAGGUCUUCAAAGCAUUAAAUAAAACACGAGGAUUAUAUCUUAGAUGGACUGAGUUACAAGAAGAUAGUGUUUGCAUUACAAAAGAUGAAAUAGAAUGGACCAAUACAGAACUUAAAAAUUCUUUGAGAAGCAUUGAAUGGGAUUUAGAAGAUUUAGAAGAUACAAUUGAUAUUGUAGAAAAAAAUCCUUCUAAAUUUAAAAUAGACAACAAAGAACUAACGACAAGGAAACAUUUUAUUGAUUCAACUAAAAACGAAGUAAAGUCUAUAAAAGAAAGAAUCAACAUGAAUCGGAGUAGAGAUAAGGACCGUACUGCAAGACAGCCUUUGUUGGAUAGUAGUCCUGUUCGAGUUGCAAAUUCUCAUGCUACAACAAAAUAUUCCAAAUUGGAGAACGAUUUAGAUAGUCCUCAGAGACAAUUUUUGAGUGAUACCCUUAACCAACAACAAUAUUUAACGAGACAACAAGAAGAACAUUUGGAAGCUAUCAGUGAUUCUUUAGGUUCUUUGAAAACAGUUUCCAGACACAUCGGGGUUGAAUUAGAUGAACAAGCGGGAAUGUUGGAUGAAUUUGGAACAGAAUUAGAAAAUACUGAUUCCAAAUUGGAUUCUACAAUGAAAAAGGUUGCCAAAGUUCUACGACUUUCUGAUGAUCGGAGGCAGUGGACCGUUAUAAUAAUUUUAGUUGUAAUUCUUGUGAUUGUGAUAUUUUUAUUUUUUGUACUGUGAUUGUCUUGAGUUUUUUUCUGUCAGAUUUUAGGUAUUUUUGUUUUAAUGUUCACAUUUCAGAGCUGUUUUUGAAAUAUGAAAUAAAAAUUUAUUCAAUAAUUAAAAAAAAUAUCGUUUGACUAUAGAAGUAUUUGUAUUGAAAUUUCUGCUUAAUGCACUAUAAAUUUAUACAAAAUAAAAAUUCAGUAAUUACUGAAUACACUCUGUAUAGUUAUUUUAACGAGAUUAAAAUAUUUUAAAUGCAAAUUUUGAGAAUACAGAAUCAUUAAACUGUAUUUUUAAAUAAUAUUCUUGAAUGUAAGAGGCGUUUAUAAAUUCAAAUUGGAAAAAAUAUGAAGAUGUUUCGUUUUAUGAGAUUUCAUCUUCAAGAAUUUGAAGAACUAACAGUUUUUGAACACAUAGUCAAUUCAAAUUUACAACAAUGAAUCUCCAUAUUUUUUCAAACAAAUUUAUAAACACCUUGUAGAAGGAUACGUUCUAUAAGCUAUUCCAUUUUUUUAUAUUUUCAAAUAUUUUUUAUAAAUUGCAAAGUAUGAGGAUCUUCUUACCAAAACAGUAAAAAAAACAAAACAAUAUUUUAAUAUACGUCUUCCAAACUGACAUACAAUUUAGUAACUAAUCAGCCAUUAAUUUUAACGUAACUAGAACCAAAUUGGAAUUCUUGGAAUUAUCAACAAUAACAUUGUCUGGUCCUUCGAGCCGGUUAGGAACUAACAAUAUUUGGAAGAAUCGAAGGAUAAGACAGUGUAAUUUGGAGCAUUGAACACUUAGAUAUGAGAUUUGUCGUGCACUGUGACCUGUAAGGUCUUUUGUGCCCAUUUUCUAGUGCUACAUGGGCAUAUAUGCUAUAGAAUUUUUAGUUUGUUAGCAUUAGAAGAACAUUAUUUUAUUCAUCUACUCAGUUUGGGCCUCUAAACAUCCCAUGAUCCAUUUUGACUUGAUUAUUUGUGAGUUUUUAAAGCUGUUUCACUUUCCCAAAGUAUUACUAUAGCUCCUUUCUGGUAGUUCCUGUUCAAAUUGAACUAUGUACACCUUUCAAUGGCUCGAACUUCAAUUUUAAAGGUGCUAGGAUGGGUUCCUAUUGAUUUUGUGCCCCUUUUCUAAAGGCAGAUGGGCAUAUAUUCUACAGUUUUUUUGCUAACUCGUUCCUAUAUGUGUUAGCAUUAGGAGAACUUUCUUUUAUUCAUCUAGUUCAGUUAAUGCUUCUUUCUACGACAAUGUGCAGAGGAGUUUGGUCUAGAAUGACUUCCAGUGCCGAUGUUAGACAAGUCUUCAUGACUCUAUAAAUCAGGUACGUACCAAUUUCUGAAUCUUGCUCAGGUAUCGACUGCUGCUUCAGUUUUCUCUGCUCACAAUCAUGUUGUACAUCUUUAGAAGUAUUGGGAGCUACAUCUCCACCUUUUGCCUUCUCUUGCGCUUCAUGAUGACCAUUAUAGCUUUCUUAAAAGUAUCCUCUUGAUGUUCUCCUUCCAUAACAGCCAGGGUGAUUCCCAGAUACUUUAAUUCCUGUUUUGGAAUAAUUUGUUUUCUCCUAGGUAUAUUUUUCUCAUAUAUUUAGCUUCCUUUUUCGUGUGAAUGGAACCAAUGUGGUUCUAUCCGAGUUUAGCCACAAUUACACCAUUACUGAAAAGUUGGUUCAGUAUAACCAGAACUGGUACUUUUUCCACAUUAAAACCUCAAGAUUUUUUCUUAAGUAUCGAGAUCGUGAUCAGUUUCACUGAAAUAUUAUAGUUACAAAGCAAUAAAAUUAUAUUGACUGCGCGCCAUAAACUCGUUUCAAUAUAAUAAAUCAUGUGGCACUAGAACUAAGCUAGACUAAAUCUUCUAAUGGUUUUCUUGGUUGAGUUUUAAUUUAUUUUUUCAUUGUAAUACGUGGAUACAUUUUCAUAAGAGGAGAAACAACAAUUAUCCUGGCUUAUGGUAGGCUUCGUAGAAAUUCGGUUCGACUGUAUUUCAUUAUCCUGAAACUAAGGCUCGACACAUUUGAACGCGGAAUAUCAAAGGAUUUGUAAGGAAAUCCUCAAUACGGUUGUUUUUGUGAGAAAAUCCUCAAAAGUCUCCUAUUUAUUUUUGGUUUUGGAACCAUAGGGGAGCGAAUGAUUAUUUUAUUAUAUAUUUUCAUCCACCAAUCUCGAAAUUAUUUAUAAUAUAUUUAUGUAAACUUACUUUGUUCACGUGAAAUUACUAUCAUCAUUUCAAUUACGGCACAUAUAUACAUGGUGAUUCAGAAAAAACAAACAGUUCGCUAAUUUGAUGUUCUAUUAGAGCUGCCCUUUCAGUUCCGAACUCUAAUAAACUCUGAAUUGGAAAUAUUGGAUUACUUUUUAUCUAGUUGUACUGGAUUUUCUUCCAAUACACUGAAUUUACAUUCAUUAAAGUUAAUUUGAUCGGUUAAUACCUGAAAAGGCAGAAAGCACCUAGUAAGGAGAUUCAUACUUUUUGAAUCAGUUGUAUUUAUGUUCUGCAGAAAAUUUUUGGAGUGAUUUAGCCCCGAAAAGCUUGUUUUUCUUUUAAAUCUCUUAUGGAGCAUUUUUCUACAACCAGAAAGUCUCCAGGUGAGUUAAAGGUGUCACCUUUUUUCUGGUAUAUUGGUCUCUAUUUUCUUCGAUUUUUAUCUGAUCUUGCACCCAGAUCAAGGAACUUCUAUUAUUCUUGUUUAUUUCAAGUAUACAAGUAUACAUUUUCUAUGAUUUUAGUUUUUUAUCAUAAUUUGCACUCCCUUACAUUACAUACUUUCUCUCUUUCUAUUUUCUUUUUCUUCUCUUUGUUUUCUUAACUUUUUUGUUUAUGACGAAAUUAUUGCUGUUAUGGAUUGUAUGCUUAGCUCUAACUGAACACGUCCCGUUCUCAACUCUCAAAUGUUGCUUUUUAACAGUUUUCUUCUUCCUUAAGUCAUCAGUUACCAAAUUUCACAACAAACUGUUUAGGUUAUUUGGAGAUGUACACAGCAGUGUUUGUUUAUCUUCAAGAAACCUCAGUUAUUGCUGUUACGGAUGGCAUUCUCAGCUGAGAUGUACACAACAGUGACAUUUGGGUUUUGAAAAUCAUGUCUUUUGUUGGUUCAUCUUAUAUAUCUCGAAUUAAACUAAUUCAAUUUACAACAGAGUACAAGUCAGUAAAAGCCUUUUUUCGUAUUUUUCUUUGAAUUGUUACUAUAAAAUAUAUAGUUCUACAAUUGUCGUAAUUGAAAUAAUUGAUUUGAACCUGAAAAUAUUGAAAUAUAUUUUUUUGUAUACUCCAAACAUUCAUGUUAGAAAACACCCUUUACAACAUCAUGUCAUGAUAGUUUUUUUUAAAUUGUUAUUGUUUCUUCUUUUUUGGAACAUAUACACAUCUUUAUAUCCUCUUGUCUUUGAAUUGAGCUUAUUUCGCCCUCUUAGUCAUUUCUUGGCUUAAAACUUUCCAGAUACUGCUUUUAUUUGUCUAUUUAAGUUCACACAUAAUAUUUUCCUUGGUAUACUGUUUUCUAUCAUUUGCUCUAUGUGAUUUUGAGUUCCCCUUUUUUUAAAGCCUUAUUUGUUGUUUUAGUUUUAGUUCUUAUAUGCAGGUAUUCAAUUUGAAAUUCGUUUAUUAGUAUUUCCGUUGUUAUUUCAUCAUAUUCUUCUACUUUAUCUCUUUUUAUCACUUCUUCCAUUGAGAAGGGUAAAAUAAUUACCAGUUUUUAAAUUAAAGUAUUACUAAAUCAUUAUUGUUUGGUCUAUCAAAAAAUCCAUAGGUUUAUACCCGGCUCGAAGGACCAGACAAUGUAAUUAUGAGUUUUAUCAAAUGAAAUGUCGGUUUGGGUGAAAAUUUUUCAAAUUAUUUCACUUUCUUUAAGUUAGUUGUCAUUUUCUAAAAGCAAUGUUUCUCUUUUUCUGUAAAAGAAUUAUAAUAGUUGACAUCACGUUUAAAGGGUGGUUUAUGUUGUUAGAAUAUUGGAUAAUAGGACUGAAUAUAUAUCUGAUUAGUGUUAGAAAUAGUAUUUAUUUAAAAAUUUUAGUUCUAUAUAGACUGGUAGGAGAUUUGAAAUUAGAUAUUUAUUAAAAUGAUUUUUUUAGCCCCCAUAUAAAUUGUUUUAGAAAUAUUGCUGUUUCUAUUUGUUUAGAUAUUUUAAAGAAUUUUUAAUUCUCACUAUUCGCUAUAAAACGAAAAAUAGUGGUGAUAUGCACAACCUUUUUUUUCCGAUGUAGAUGGUCUUAAGGGAUGAUACUUAUUACCAAUUUCACUCUAAUUGGUACCAAAACUAAAAAUUUAAAACAACCCAUACCAUGGACCAUAAGGGUUGUUUUGGUAUGCACUGUUUCUUGUUCAUCAUAUUUAAGGCAUAUUUGAAAUCAUAUAAACCGAUACCCGGCAUUAUUUUGGCAAUUUCUUCCUGGAUGUUGUUCUUUAAACCAUGAAAAUCUUUUGCACUGUGGAAAAAAUCACAAAAGAAGUAGAGUCUUGAAAAAUCUUUUGCGGUGUGUGCCUUUGUUGGAACCAUAUGUCCUCUAGGUUAUUCCUAGAUGUUGUUCUUUAAACCUUGAAUAUCAUUUGGACGGACUAUAGAAAAAAUUACAAGGAAACAAAUCCGGCACUGUAAAUCACCCCUGAUUGAGAUGAGGCGUUCCAGAAAGUAGUUUCUUGAAACAACUCUUGCGGAAUCAAAUGCCCUCUAGGUAAUUCCUGGAUGUUGUUCUUUAAACCUUGCAGAUCUUUUGGACUUUAGAAAAAAUUGAAAAGGAACAAAUCUGGCAUUGCAAAUCGCCCCUAAUUGAGAUAGGCGUUCUAGGAAGUGGUACCUCUUGUUGUGUAUGCCAUUAUUGGUACACAAACACUGCGAUUUUAUAUUCUUAACGAAGCAAAAGCCAUUAAUUGCACCUGAGGAAAUUGUACGUCAUACUGUGACUUUAGGUGUAUGCAAAUGCAUUCCAAACAAUUCUUGAGGAUUGGUAUCAACACAAUUUGGUUUAUUCAUGGAACCACACCAAUGAGCUUCAUCAUUAAACCGAUAGCGUCCUCGGGAAGGACCUUACAGACCUUCUUUCGAGAAUUGUAGUCACGUUUUGACAGUUCUUGUGAAAUCGACAUCUUGUAUGGAACGAAAUUUUGAUUUGUCUUGGUUUACCUAAAUGUAGUGAUCCAUAUAACAAUUUAGUUCCGGUCCGGAAUAAGGCUGAAAUAGUACGAUUCCGAAAUGCGUGUCGAUCUCAGCGACAUACGCACCCAAUUCACUCUUCUAAUGUAUGAUGGCGACUAAACUGUGCUUGCAUUGCGCCUCCGAAUGGCGCGCAUUAAAAAAACAAAGUUAUGCUACUGAACCCUGUAUUAUUUAAAUUUUUACUCACAAUAACGUCAAUAACUGUUUGAAAUGAUAAAAUACAUUCGUAUUACACAAUAGGAAAGAAGAAACUGUUUCGUAUAUCGUCUAUUUCGGGGAAUCCCACGAUUAAAAUAAACGAGUGUUGUUAAUGGGUGCUUUACAUAAAACAAACGAGAUAUAAAAUACUGUUUAUCUCCCCCUUAUUGCCAUCUAUUCCCCAAUUAUAUUUUCAAUUUUUUUAUUGAAAAAUGACUAAGGACAUUUUAUUCUUGUUGAAACUGUAGCCUCCUUUAUUGUAAUUGUAAUAUUAUAGAUGAUGUUGACCUAUUUAUAUGAACAAUGGCAUAUAAAA
Diorhabda carinulata is the source of this 6563-nucleotide messenger RNA. Its product is annotated as syntaxin-6. The transcript has 7 exons. Bases 166 to 930 code for a protein of 254 amino acids. Gene Ontology annotation, cellular component: membrane. Gene Ontology annotation, molecular function: SNAP receptor activity. The record is from RefSeq and is a predicted model, not a curated record. Gene Ontology annotation, biological process: intracellular protein transport; Golgi vesicle transport. NCBI's taxonomy places the organism in Eukaryota, Metazoa, Arthropoda, Insecta, Coleoptera, Chrysomelidae.